This is a messenger RNA of Diabrotica balteata, 1335 nucleotides long. Lineage: Eukaryota; Metazoa; Arthropoda; Insecta; Coleoptera; Chrysomelidae. The record is from the annotation of a GenBank genome assembly.
AUGAUUUCAAAACCGUUGCCUGUGAAACUGAACACAAAGAAAUUAGGAAUUUCAACAACUACGCAGCUUCGUCUUACAAGAGAGAAAUUUGGUACGGUGAUGGUGGCUAAAGGACAUAGUGAGCUAGCUGGAUGGAGUGAGACCAAUGUACUCAAAUCUGGAGUUACAUUAAAAGACUUUAAAAUCAUAGACCUUCAAAAAACUAGAACUCACUUUGGUAUCCCAGAGAAAAAAAGAACAGAUAUUGAAAAAAUGCUCCAUUAUCUUCUCGAUGAUGCCAAGAAUAUUGAAAUGGUCUUACUUUUUGUACUUAUCUGGCCGUUGAUCGUUUCUACAGUAAAUGGUGGAUGGUUUGACGGAUUUUUCCGAAAACGCGAAAUCGAGCAAGAAGUUUCAAAUGCAUUAGAAGACAACAGGAAUGCAAGAUUUAUGGCGACAUGCGGACAAACGAUAAGAGAGAACGGCACUUACUUCGUGAAUAAUGAAUAUCCCAAUCAGUACGAUGGCACUGGAUUCUGUCAACUUACUUUGAUUAAAUCCAGUCCGGAUGUCUGUCAAUUCAGGCUUAACUUCGAAGAACUAAACCUAAUGCAACCUGAAUCUGUCAAUCAUAUAUGUGAUAACGACCAGUUCCUGGUUUCCGGUGGAAAUCCUGUCCCUGUGAUUUGUGGCAAUAGUAUGGGUAACCAUAUGUACGUAAGUACCCCUCCUGGAAUAAUCUCACCUCUAACCCUUUCUGUAGUUACAAGCGGACCAUCUUAUCAAAGGAAUUGGAAAAUUAGGGUUCUACAAAUUCCGUGCAGCGCACCUUACAAAGCUGGAGAGGGAUGUUUACAGUACUUCACAGGAGUCGCAGGUCAAAUUCUGUCCUACAACUAUGAUCCGGAAACUGGAGCGCAACUCUCGAAUCAGGACUACAGCAUUUGCAUUAGACCCGAGUGGAAUUUUUGUGGGAUUCAGUAUACGCAGUGUCCUAAUGCCGAUCCAGCCAGUCCUAGAAACUUGUCGUUUACUCUAUCUGGGAACUCAAAUAAUAGAGUACCAUCAAUGGUGGGUAGUACAGGCACAUCAAACUUCUGCCAAUCUGACUAUUUAAUUAUUCCCGUGGCUUCGAAUGUUGGUAGAGCAACUGCGAAUCCUACAGCUACCGUUGAUCGAAUAUGUGGAGGAGUAUUAGCGGCUGAUAUUAGCUCCACGCCAACUACAGUUAGAAGUACAGUCAAACCCUUUCAACUCUAUUUUCACGCAGACGGCAUGGAAGCCCCAAACGAUGUAGACAAUAAAGGCUUCUGCCUCAACUACAUCCAAGUUCCUUGUGCAAGCGCGUUUACCUAA